AUGGAUGGGUUCAGGAAAGUUGUGGAGGAGUGUGACUUUGAAGACCUUACUAAUGAUAUUGAUACUUUUACUUGGUGUAAUGGUCAAAAGGAGAAUUUUAUGCUGGAAAAAUUAGAUAGAUGCCUAGCCACUUCGGAUUGGGUUAAUCUUUUUCCUCAAAGUAGAGCUUUCUAUCUUGAAUGGCGGUGUUCAGACCACAAGGCUUUGGUGCUUGAUACCGAGGGGGGACGGGAUUCCAAUGAAGAGGGGAAGGCACUUCGAUCCCGGUUUCACUUUGAUGAGGCUUGGGUAGAAGAGGAAGAGUGUAGUGACAUUGUUAGAGAAGGUUGGAACACGGGGGCUCCUUGCUCAUCGGAUUGGGACUUUAAGAGUAAAACUCAAAGGUGUGGGAGUAGAUUAAAUAGCUGGAAUACAAAGAAGAAAAAAGAGUUGAAGCACAGAGUUAAGGAGGGUACAAGGAGGGUGAAUGAGUUGUCAAAAAGAAUGAAUGUUGAUAAUUGGGGAUUACUUAAAGGUGCUUAA
Cannabis sativa is the source of this 522-nucleotide messenger RNA. RefSeq lists its product as uncharacterized. NCBI's taxonomy places the organism in Eukaryota, Viridiplantae, Streptophyta, Magnoliopsida, Rosales, Cannabaceae. The transcript has a single exon. Bases 1 to 522 code for a protein of 173 amino acids. The record is from RefSeq and is a predicted model, not a curated record.